GGAUCAGUGGUAGGCCUCCAGGAUGAAGAGUGGGCCAGUGUGGCAUACCAGGCUGAGAAAAUUCAUCUAUUUGCGCUUAUCCCUUUGUCUUUGGAUUAUGCUCUCUCGUCCACACAGUUCAGUGUCAUUCCCAGAGAGAGCAAGACUUGCGCCCAGCUGGCAACUGUUUUUGUCAAGAAUCUUAUCAGUUCAACCCAAAGCACGAGUUUUUAG
This is a messenger RNA of Penaeus vannamei (Pacific white shrimp), 213 nucleotides long. The record is from RefSeq and is a predicted model, not a curated record. NCBI's taxonomy places the organism in Eukaryota, Metazoa, Arthropoda, Malacostraca, Decapoda, Penaeidae.